CUUCAAUAAAAAUAAGUAAUUACAACAAUGUACCGUUGACAUGGCAAGAAUUUUUCGAUUACAAAUAAUUAUUAAAUUUAAAAAAUAAAAUAAAAAAAAAUGGGAAUUACUCAAAGUCGUUACGAAGAUUUAUCAAAAAAUGUAUGUUUGGAUCAAUUUUGUGGGACUGAAUCAAUAGGACCGAAUGACACCUUCUGGAAUAGAUUUUUAUCGUUCAAUAUCCGGCCUCCAGUGACCAGAAAUGAUCAAAUUGAACUGGGAGCUAGAUUGGAUUCAACAUGCCAACGAUUGCUUGCUAAUAAUUUAAAUACUGGCAAUUUUGGUUCUCUGAUAACAGUCGCAUUGAUGAGAACAAAUGAGUUGUUAAAUUCAAUACAAACUCAAAACAGUAUUAUGUCAGCUUGGCAAACGUACAAUGCACUAUUUGCAGUAAGAUGUAUUUUGAAAUAUUUAGUCGAAACUGUCGGAGAAGAUGAGAUGAUCAAACAUACAGAAGCUGUGCCUGAUAAUUUAGAUGAUGAUCAAGUUUAUUCAGGAAGACUUGAAUCAUUUGUUGAAGCUCUUAUAGAAAUAAUUAUAGAUGUGCCUUUGUGUGAAUUCACAUACGUCGUACAUCUAGAAGCUAUUAAUUGUUUACUUGUCUUACUCUCAGUGCAAUUAUUUUCACAAACAUCAGCAGAUUACAGUCCAGUUUAUAGAAUAAUAAUGAGUAAUGAACAUACAGUACACGCGCCAAUCGUCAUCUGUACAUUACUUAAUAAUUUUGCACAACAAGAACAUGCACCACCUGGUUUACUAGCACGUGAUUCUGGUGGUAGCAUCGUUUUUAGUAUUGCCGCCGGACUAUGGAACGUCAUAACUCGCGGUAUGGGCAAUAGUUUUAAAAAUAUCCAAGUAUCGAGUAACGGUGUCGUGGAGGAUGAAGAAAAAAAACGUGAUAUUGAAACACCAUUGGCUAGUCAAUCAUUAUUAUUACUUCUAGUAUUAACAAACCACUGUACCACGACAUACAAUCCAUAUCGAGAUGCACUAUUUUCAUUCACAAAUAUACAGUCUGAUCAGUCGACAAUGCCGACGAAAUCCGUUACGUCUUUUCGAUUUAAUUUGGAUAAAUUGUACAAUACUAUUUGUAAAGUAACGAAUACUGACGAAGUUACUCUAUUGUUGUACAUGUUACUGCACCGUAAUCCAUGCGUUAAAGAGCAUAUUAUCAAACGAUCGGAUAUACAAUUACUUGUAACGCCUAUUUUACAAAUAUUAUAUCAUGCACCGGACAAUACAUCUCAUCAUAUUUAUAUGUCAUUGAUUAUUCUUUUGAUACUUAGUGAAGACGAAUCAUUUAAUAAAAGAAUUCAUGACAUUAUGUUAAAAGGAGUUCAUUGGUAUACAGAAAGAUGUAUAAGUGAAAUUUCAUUAGGCGGUCUUUUAAUUCUUGUUGUAAUACGGACGAUACAGUACAAUAUGUUGAAAAUGAGAGAUAAAUAUCUUCAUACAAACUGUCUAGCAGCAUUAGCAAAUAUGUCAGCACAAUUUCACGCACUGCAUCCUUAUGUAAGCCAACGUUUGUUGAGUUUAUUCGAGACUUUGGCAAAAAAGCACAACCGACUGGAGAUUAAAAUCCGUUCGCAGUUUCCGACCCCCUAUCAGCCUCCUGAAAAAACAUCAGCAUCUACCUCCGUGAGUUCUCUGACAAACGGGGACUUGACAAACACCGACGACUUGAUUCAAGAUCUAACAAUACUCGAAGAAGUUCUUCGCAUGGUGCUCGAAAUAAUAAACAGCUGCUUAACUCAUCGUCUUGCCCAUAAUCCAAAUUUAAUUUAUACACUGCUCUACAAAAGAGAUAUUUUCCAACCGUUUCGUACACAUUCCGCCUUUCAAGACAUCAUACAAAACAUCUACUCUGUAAUUAAUUUUUUUUCAUACAAAUUAGAGCAAACAGACCAGUCUCAAAUCGGAGUAAGCCAAGUACUUACGACAAUACAAGACGGGACACUGCACUGGCCGAAAGAUCGGCUGAGAAAAUUUCCCGAGUUGAAGUUUCGUUAUGUCGAAGAAGAACAGCCAGAAGAAUUUUUUAUACCUUAUGUAUGGGGAGUUGUUUGUCAAUGCGCGUUAUUACACUGGAAUGCGGAAAAUAUUAAAUUAUUUACGCCCAAUAACGGUGAGCAAACGACCAUCGUUGUUUGCUGAUAAUAAUUUAUUAUUACUCAUUUAUUUAUUUAUUUAAUACAUUCAUUAAAAACUUUAUCAUUUAUUUAUUAUAAAUUAAUUAAAAUAUUUCAAAUUAUAUUCGAAGUCGAUUUGGAAAAAAAUUUUUUGCUAAAUUUAUUUAUUACCCGGUAAAAAAAUAAUCAGAUAUGGUCAUAUAUGAUACUCUUGUUCGAUCAGAUAUAUUUAAGUUUUCAUAUAUAUUUAAGGAUAUGAUCCUGCUUAAUCAGUUUCAAAUUCAUAUAUGGUCAUAUGUGAUCAUAUAAAAGUAUUUUUUCCCGAGGCUCGUACGUGAUAUACGGCAUGAUUAUCUAGUUAGAUCUUGACAAUAUUGUAUAUGAUCAUAUAAAAUGUAUGUGUAAGAUCAGAUAUGAUUUAUGUGAUCAUUUGUUAAUUUAAAUCUGAUGCAUAAAUAUUUAUGAUCAGACAUAAUCGUGUUUAACAUUCAUGUAUAGCUCGAAGAAAAAAUAUUCAGAUAUGAUCAUAUGUGAUCAUGUGUGAAUUUGAACCUGAUUGGACAAGGUUGUUUAUGCUGAUAUCUAACAAGGUUUUAAAUUCAUUAUCAUAUUUAAAUUAAUAUCUGAUCACUUGAGCAAAAAAAAAAAUAAUUUUUUUUAGGUUUAAAAUUUCAAGUUUUUUUGGAAAUUAAAGAAAAUUCUAAAAAAUUUGCUCGAUAUCGCGUGUAAAAAAGUGUUGAAAGAAGAUUAAAAAAGUGUUGACUAUUCUGAACAUUAGAACGUCACACAAUGAUGAACCUUUUUUGAACGACUUUCAAACUUCUGACAACACACUGAAAAUAAAAAUUGACUUAAUAUUACAAAAUAAUAUUUAUCAGUGCAAAAUACACUCAGAAAAAAUUAAUUUUGCACUAUUUCUGAACGGUUUUCGUUUAAGUAUAUCUUAAUAAUACAAGAAUAUUUGUUGAUUUUUCUUUUGAAUUUUCAAAAGUUUAAAAAAAUUUAAAAAAAAGUUCGUCGUUGUGUCACGUUUUAAAGUUUAGAAUAGUCAACACUAUUUUGACAAUUUUUUUUUACACAUCUCAAAAAUUGAGCUUGCGUUUGAAAGUUCAUUUUCCCAUUUAAAAUAUGGGUAAGAAAUUUUUUUUUAAUUUUUACUUGAUAAAUUUAAUGGAACAAUUUUUUUUUAAUUUUAAUUUUUACUUUUAUAGAAAAUCAAAUUCCCUAGAAAAAUUUAUUGAAUGGCCAUGCUCGUAACUGUAACACAAAAAAACUUACAAGCCUCCAAGUUCUAGAAAAAAAAAAUUUUUUCUGUGUAAUUAUUUUUAAAAUUUUUUUGUUCAUUAAUUGCUAGUAUUUUUUUCUAAUUUGAAUUUGCAAUCUUCUGCAGAAAUUUUUUCUUUUUGCAAAUCAGUAAUUACACAAAAAAAAUUUUUUUUUUUUCUUGAAAUUUGGAGGCUUGUAACUUUUUUUAUAUAACAGUUAUGAGCAUGACUAUUCAAGAUAUUUUUGUAGGGAAUUUGAUUUUCUAUAAAAGUGUCAAAAUCAAAAUUAGAAAAAAAAAUUUUUAUUUAAUUUUUUAAAGAAAAAAUAAAAAAAAAAAAUUCUUAUUCGUAAUUUAAGUGGGAAAAUUAAAUUGUCAAGCGCCAGUGCAAUUUUAGAAAAAUCGAGCUAUUUUUUUAGGAAUUUUUUUAGGCCUCAAAAUAACUUGAUACUGAAACCUAAGAAAAAAAAUUUUUUUUUGACACUAAUGAUUUUUAAACUGAUCAGACUUUAAUUUAUAUAUGAUCACAUAUUAAUUUAUAUCUAAUUAUACCUGGUUAUAUUUUAGUAUAUUUUUCUUGAUUAUUUAAAAAAUUAAAAUAUUUAAAUUAUUUGAAAAAAAAAAUUCACAAUUUUUAUUUCUGUGAUAUAAAUUUUUAAUUAAUCAAUUGACUUUUUUAAUGAGUGUACAAAAAAAAUCCGAUAACGCGUGCGCCUAUUUAAUGAUAAAUAAAUUAUGUAUGAAAAAAAUUUAUAUGAAAAAAUAAUUGGACGUAAGCUAAAUUAAUAAUCUGAUUAAAAAUUAAUUUAUUUAAACUUUAGUUUAUUGGCAUACGAGAGAGUUUGAUUUAAAUAAUUAAUAUUAAUUAAGCUUUAGUUAAUUACUUGAUUGAUUAAUUACUAUAAUUAUCGUUUAAUGUCAUUUACAUGGAUAAGUAGAUCAUGCAUGCGUCUAUCAAGUCUUCAAUAUUUUACGUGUAAAUAUAAUUAAUUAUAAGUGAUUAUUGAUUAUUUUAAGUUAUUAUUUGAUUUACUAAUGUCAAGCUGGAUGCUAUAAAUUUAAAUAUUAAU
This is a messenger RNA of Microplitis demolitor, 4502 nucleotides long. RefSeq names its product dymeclin. Gene Ontology annotation, cellular component: Golgi apparatus. The coding region runs from base 100 to 2193 and encodes 697 amino acids. NCBI's taxonomy places the organism in Eukaryota, Metazoa, Arthropoda, Insecta, Hymenoptera, Braconidae. The record is from RefSeq and is a predicted model, not a curated record. The transcript is spliced from 8 exons. Gene Ontology annotation, biological process: Golgi organization.